Messenger RNA from Ananas comosus (pineapple), 1841 nucleotides. Its product is annotated as dehydration-responsive element-binding protein 2C-like. The transcript has a single exon. Lineage: Eukaryota; Viridiplantae; Streptophyta; Magnoliopsida; Poales; Bromeliaceae. Gene Ontology annotation, biological process: positive regulation of DNA-templated transcription; response to stress. The record is from RefSeq and is a predicted model, not a curated record. Bases 830 to 1492 code for a protein of 220 amino acids. Gene Ontology annotation, cellular component: nucleus. Gene Ontology annotation, molecular function: transcription cis-regulatory region binding; DNA-binding transcription factor activity.
UGGACGCUCCACAAUUUGGCCAUUCAUCUUUUAGACGAAACUGGAUAACGGUUGGAGGACACGAGUCUUGCAUUGUGGCCGGACGGUCGGAUCAGCGAUGGACGGUGAUUGUAGACUCACCAUACCUCUUUUGUGUUCACCCAGUGCAGAGUUUCUCUAAAAGGGAAUAAUAGAUAUCCAGAAACGGAUAACGAUGCAUAAGAUUCACGUGUCGAUUGCAGGGCGAGGGGGCACCCGAACCCUGCCAUUACACUCCUACAUGUCGAGCAGCUAGCGUCGGUUCCGGCCGUCAAAAAAACAAUCCUGCUUUCGAUGUCGCGCAAUCCAUCAGAAAAUGUGAAGUCAUUCGAUCCAUCAUCACCACCCGGUAAACCGGUUCACGGUGUCAGCUUGCAAGCCCCUCGCAUUCCCUCCACGUCCCCACGCGGAACCCUCCUGGACUCCGCCCUUCCCGCCACGUGGCACAUCCUUGUGCGCCUCGUGGAGCCCACCCCUUCCGGACGUGUGGCCCACUGCCACCCCUCCCCCGGCUCGGAUCACGACACCCUCCCUCUUGGUGUCGUGUCGAAGCCGCCGAAACCUUCUUUGAGGGGCUCUCUCCUGAUCUAUGAAUGAUCUCCACUCCCGCUAGCUUAAUUAUUUGACCACCAACCCUCCUUACAUCUUUACCCCAUCCACAAGGCCUUCGCAUUCGUAUUCACACUCCCUCCUCCUCGUCCUCCUCUCCGUGCAAAUAUAUAUAAAAGGGGCCCACCUCUUACUUUUAUUUUCUGCGUUCGAAUUAUCAUUUACAGAAUUGGGUAAUCAGGCGUGGUGUUCGUAGGGGAUCAUGCAGGGGUCGGAGCAGCAGCAGCAGCAGAAGAAAUGCUGCCCGCUGCGGCGGUCGCGGAAGGGGUGCAUGAAGGGGAAGGGGGGCCCGGAGAACCAGCAGUGUCCCUACCGCGGGGUGCGGCAGCGCACGUGGGGGAAGUGGGUGGCCGAGAUCCGCGAGCCCAACCGCGGCGCUCGCCUCUGGCUCGGCACCUUCAACACCGCCCUCGAGGCCGCCCAGGCCUACGACUCCGCCGCCCGCAACCUCUACGGCGACUGCGCCCGCCUCAACCUCAACCUCAACCACCCCAACCCCCCGCAGCUAACUAGUACUAGCCCCAAUCACCAACCCAACACCCUCCUCUGCCCCUCCACCCCGACCUACUCCCCGCCGCGCUCCGCUGACUCCACCACCACCACCACCACCACCACCACCACAACUACUACUACAAGCGACUCCACCGUCCCCGGGGGAGGGAUCGAGUCGCCCGGCUUUUUCUGCGGAGUCGAUGCAGGGCUCGACGAUUUCGACGACUACGUGACGAGGCUCCCCAAGGCGGAGGACUUCGGGCUGGAGGGGUUCCAGGAGGUGCCGCUGUUCAACGACGUUGGAUUCUGCGACACCGAGCUGGAUCGCGACCUCAUGAGCUUCGACGCGCUGCAGCUCUCCUGGUGCUCCUAAAGCCAUGCAUGCACCAACCCCCCCUAGCUAAGCUAGCAGUAGUUGUGCGUGCGCCAACGAAUUAAACAAACAAAAGUGCGCAUGCAGCUAGCCGUACAUGUACAAAUUAGGAAGGGAAAGGCGGCGUACGUACGUACGUACGUGGUGUGUACAUAUGUACAAUACUUUGUGUAUGCAUAUGUCUUUGACAUAGUAUGGGGUUUGGGUUAUGGACUGAAUAAGUUAGUUUCGCCCAAUAUUUUCUUUUUAUUUUGAAAAUUAAGGAGAGAGAAUAAUUUGUUCUAAUCUCACUCAGUGAAUUGCCGUAAUUAAUGCCUGAUUCGGGUUGGCGUGGGUAAUUAAUAUAACU